This is a messenger RNA of Trachemys scripta elegans, 963 nucleotides long. Its product is annotated as olfactory receptor 6N1-like. The record is from RefSeq and is a predicted model, not a curated record. The transcript has a single exon. Gene Ontology annotation, biological process: G protein-coupled receptor signaling pathway. Gene Ontology annotation, cellular component: membrane. NCBI's taxonomy places the organism in Eukaryota, Metazoa, Chordata, Testudines, Emydidae. Gene Ontology annotation, molecular function: olfactory receptor activity; G protein-coupled receptor activity. The coding region runs from base 1 to 963 and encodes 320 amino acids.
AUGGCAGACAGAAACUGGAGAAACCAAACGGCUGUCACAGAAUUUAUCCUCCUGGGAUUCGGGGAACUCCCUGACCUGCAAAUUCUUCUCUUCCUGAUGUUCCUAGUGAUCUACAUGGCAACCGUGGCUGGAAACAUGCUCAUCAUUGCACUAGUUGUGGCUGAUAAGCACCUUCACACCCCCAUGUACUUCUUCCUGGGCAACUUGUCCUGCUUGGAGACCUGCUACACCUCCACCCUUCUGCCCAGGAUGCUAGCCAGUGUCCUGACUGGGGACAAAACCAUCUCAUUCAGUGGCUGCUUCUCACAACUGUAUUUCUUUUCUGCUCUGGUAGGUACAGAAUGCUAUCUCCUAGCAGCGAUGUCUUAUGAUCGGUAUUUAGCGAUAUGUAAACCCCUGCACUAUUCAACUCUUAUGAAUAACAGGUUUUGCCUCCAGUUCGCUGCUGGGUCAUGGUUAAAUGGUUGUUUGGCUACUAUAAUCUCGGUCUUAUUCCUAUCACAGUUAACAUUCUGUGGCCCGAAUGAAAUUGACCAUUUCUAUUGUGAUCCCAUCCCAGUGAUGGAACUCUCCUGCAGUGACACACACCUGAGCAUAUUGGUGGAUUUCAUACUAGCCUGUGUAUUCACCCUGCCUCCAUUCCUACUAACCCUGACGUCCUACGUGUUUAUCCUUGCUAGCAUCCUGAGAAUCUCUUCCACGACCGGGAGACAAAAGGCCUUUUCCACCUGCUCCUCUCACCUCACUGUUGUGACAAUUUUCUAUGGCACCAUAAUGAUUUUCUACAUGCUGCUGAAACGUGAUACUCUCAGAGAUCUGAAGAAAGUGCUCUCUCUUUGCUUCACGGUCCUAACUCCACUGGUAAACCCCCUCAUCUACAGCCUGAGAAAUAGAGAGGUCAAGGAAGCCUUGAGCAAAGCAGUCAGUAAAUGUGGCUUUCACAAAAACAUGCAGAGACUCUGA